AACCCACUCAAUCAAGGUUAUCAUAUUCCUCCUUCGUUAUUCCCCCAAUGGGAACCCUACUUUUCUCUUUUACUUUUUCUCCAUUUCUUCUCCCUUCCCUUCCCUUCCAUUUCAAUUCCCCAGUUUCUCUUUUCAAGCUUUCCAUUUUGCCUCUCAUAUCUCCGCCCAAUGGGUAAUUGCUUAGGUUCUUCUGCUAAAGUUCAAAAUGCCCACACCUCCCAAGGGACUCUCGAAAUCUCCCAAAGUUCAAGCAAGAAACGUCAUCCAUUAGUUCCUUCCAAUCUCCCUAACUCAUUGGUGGAUAGGAAUAACAAUGUAUUGGGUCUUCCCACGCCUAAAACAGAAGGUGAAAUAUUGUCAUCUUCAAAUUUGAAGCCUUUCUCUUUCAAUGAGCUCAGGAAUGCUACUAGGAAUUUUCGACCUGACAGCCUGCUAGGUGAAGGGGGAUUUGGUUAUGUUUUCAAAGGAUGGAUUGAUGAAAACACAUGGGCUGCUGCGAGGCCUGGAUUGGGAAUGGUUGUUGCAGUCAAGAAGCUAAAGCCUGAAGCUUCCCAAGGCCACAAAGAGUGGUUGACAGAAGUUAAUUAUUUGGGCAAAUUUCAUCAUCCAAAUCUAGUUAAGCUGAUUGGGUAUUGCUUGGAAGGUGAAAAUCGGUUAUUGGUAUAUGAGUUUAUGCCGAGAGGGAGCUUGGAGAAUCAUCUCUUUAGAAGGGGUUCACAACCUCUUUCUUGGGCAUUGAGGAUCAAAGUGGCCAUAGCUGCUGCCAGAGGGCUUUCCUUUCUUCAUGAAGCCGAAUCGCCUGUCAUAUAUCGUGAUUUCAAGGCAUCCAACAUCCUACUCGAUGCGGAAUUUAAUGCAAAGCUUUCUGAUUUUGGUUUGGCGAAGGCUGGUCCCACUGGAGAUAGAACUCAUGUAACUACUCAAGUUAUGGGGACCCGUGGCUAUGCUGCACCUGAAUAUAUUGCUACAGGUCGCCUGACAUCCAAAAGUGAUGUUUAUAGCUUUGGAGUUGUGUUGCUCGAAUUGUUGUCGGGUCAACGUGCUGAGGACAAUCUUGUAGACUGGGCAACACCAUAUUUGGGUGAUAAAAGAAAGUUAUUCCGAAUUAUGGACACCAAACUUGAAGGACGAUAUUCUAAAAAAGGAGCUUAUGUAGCUGCAAAUUUAGUUUCACAAUGCCUUAGGAGUGAACCGAGGGCCCGACCUCGAAUGGCAGAAAUUUUGGGUGCAUUGGAGGAAAUCGAAUCCCCCAAAACUCUAGCCAGAAUCUCGCAUCCAGUUCAACGAACUACUCCUACUUUGUCAAACUCGAAUGUUGAUGGAUCACUUUCGACAUCGCAUCAGAAGUCACCACGACGAUAAUAAUGAAGAUGUAUAGUAUAGAUCAUAGUAAGAUUUAAGCUGGGUAAAAAUCUCUCAUAACAUCCAUGCUCUGCCAAAUAUUGAUAGAUUUUUUGUAUGUAUAUUAUGGUUUUUCAGUGAAGUAAAAAUAGAAGAAAUUGAAUGGUUUCUAAAUAAUAAUUUCUUGCAGGUUGAUUGUUACUACAAA
Molecule: messenger RNA, 1549 nt
Organism: Benincasa hispida (wax gourd)
Lineage: Eukaryota; Viridiplantae; Streptophyta; Magnoliopsida; Cucurbitales; Cucurbitaceae
Product: putative serine/threonine-protein kinase PBL3
Biological process (GO): protein phosphorylation
Molecular function (GO): protein kinase activity; ATP binding
Source: RefSeq, a predicted model, not a curated record